Molecule: messenger RNA, 729 nt
Organism: Orbicella faveolata
Lineage: Eukaryota; Metazoa; Cnidaria; Anthozoa; Scleractinia; Merulinidae
Product: gelsolin-like protein 1
Biological process (GO): actin polymerization or depolymerization
Cellular component (GO): actin cytoskeleton; cytoplasm
Molecular function (GO): actin filament binding
Source: RefSeq, a predicted model, not a curated record
UUAAAAUAUUUUUGAAGGUGUGUCUUCUCGCACAAUAAUUUACUGGCUUGCAGAGCUGAACUUCAGAUUGCUCACAAGUGAAGCCUAGCCAUGUCUGGUCUCGUGAAAGCCAAGCAUUAUGACUGGAAAGACAGCAAUUUGUCCUUGUUUGGCUCCGACCUUGAGAAAAACCUGAAGAGAGAAUCUGCUGAAACAGAAAAGGCUUGGCAAGGAGCUGGAGAGAAAGUUGGUGUGCAAAUUUGGCGAAUCGUCAAGUUCAAGGUGACUCACUGGCCAAAAGAAGAUUAUGGCAAAUUUUACAGUGGAGACUCUUACAUUAUUCUCAACACGUAUAAGGAUAAGGAAAGUGAUGAGCUUUUGUAUGAUGUCCACUUCUGGAUUGGAAAAGAAUCUACCCAAGAUGAGUAUGGUACAGCAGCUUACAAGACAGUUGAACUUGACACUUUUCUCAAUGACAAACCUGUUCAGCAUCGUGAAGUCAUGAAUCAUGAAUCAAACUUGUUUAAGAGCUACUUCAAGCUAAUUGAACUUAUGAAAGGAGGCGCAGAGACUGGCUUCAGGAGAGUUGGACCUACAGGAUAUAAAUCACGCUUGCUCAAGUUUAAUGAUGAGGUAAAGAUAAUAUUAUUUCUUCUUGGUCAUUUUCUGCUCUUUAGUCAGUUUAGAAUUCUUAUAGUGAUUAUACCUUUCCUUCAAUGUGAAUCUUGGGUAUAAGGUCAAAUUAGAUAA